CUCGGAUCCACGGUAUACCGCCGAACCGGAGGACCGCGGACCGUUCCCCACCGGACCCGGGCGCCAUCUGAAAGGCUGAGGAAUCACGUCCACAUUUCGCUCCAGAUCGUCCCAUCUGCCAGGAGACAGGGAAGGGAAAUGGCUGUGAUGGAGCCAGCUCAGUUACGGCUAUUUGUGGCUGCCGUGGGGGAGACCUUGAAGUGGCUGGUGAGCACCGUGCGGGAGAUGCAGCAGGCCCAGCAGGCGGACAGACAGGCGCUGAUGACAUGGCAGGCGGACCAACAACGGGCCCUUCAGGAGUUCAUCAGGGAGCAGUCGGCAGCCCAGCAGCAGAUGCUACAGAGGGUGAUGUCGGUGACCUUCGAGGAUGUGGCUGUGUAUUUCACCCAGGGGCAGUGGGCUCUGCUGGACCCCGCUCAGAGAGCCCUCUACAGGGAUGUCAUGCAGGAGAACUAUGAGAUGGUGAUCUCGCUGGGAUUUCCCAUUCCCAAACCUGAGCUGAUCACCUGGCUGGAACGAGGGGAAGAGCCGUGGGUGCCAGAUCUCGAGGUCUGCGAGGAAAGAGAGAUCCCGAGAGGUGCCCACACAGGGUUGGAAUUGGCAACUCCCUCACUGGUUCCUCUGAAGAAGAACCUCAACGCUGUAGUGGUGUCUGAAAAAUACAACCUGAAGCCGAUGCCGAUGAAGAGACAGAGCACGUCCGCCCCCUCUGGAGACAACCCACCAGUAGAGAAGAAAUACAAACCUCUGAACACCACCCCCAACAGCACCAAGGAAAUCAAAGUCAAGAUCAUCCCCGUGCAACCAAUGGAGGGCUUGGGCUUCCUCGAUGCCCUUAACUCUGCCCCCAUCCCGGGGAUCAAGAUCAAAAAGAAAAAGAAAGUCUUGUCUCCUACGGCAGCCAAGGCGAGCCCGUUUGAAGGGAAGCCAGCCCCAGAAGCGAGCGCUGCUAAACCAUCCUCACCAGAACCCGUUACUGCAUCCGAGCCGAUGGAGGUGGAUCGGCCCGGUACCCCUGUGCCGGCAGUAGAGGUCCCAGAGCUGAUGGAGACCGCCUCGUCCGAGCAGAACUCAGACACCAAGCCGUCCGAGAGCGCCGCUGACUCCACGCGGCUCACCAAGAAGGGCAAGAAGAAGACAGUGAGCUGGCCUGAAGAGAGCAAGCUGCGGGAGUACUUCUACUUCGAGCUGGAUGAUACUGAGCGAGUCAACCUGAACAAGAUCAAGGACUUUGGCGAGGCAGCCAAGCAGGAGAUGCUGAAGGACCGGCACGCCUUCGAGACGGCGCGCCGGCUCAGCCACGAUGCCAUGGAAGAGAAGGUGCCCUGGGUUUACCCCAAGCUCAUCGACCUGCCUAGCUCCCUGGUGCAGCCGGGCAGCGGCAGCCGCGAGAAGUUCACCCAGGCCGAGAGGGAGAAGAGCAUCCUGCAAGAGAUCUUCCUCUUCAAGGAGAGCGUUCCAGAUAGUCCCCACGAACCCGACCCAGAGUCUUACAAACCCCUGCCGCCCAAACUCAUCCCGCUCGACAAGGAAUGCACCAUGGACAAGGCCGCUUACCAGGAAGGACUCGACCCGGCCACCGUCUCGCAGUCUCCCGACGAAGCCGGGGCCUCCAAGCUGCCCCCAGUGCUGACCAACCUGAUGCCGGCCCCCAUCUCCAAGAGCCCUCAGGGCCAGGGCCGGCUCCAGCAUUUUUGCCGUCCCACAAAAAAAAAAAAAAAAAAAAGCCGCAAUCGGAGAAAAAAAAAAAAAAAAAAAGCCGCAAUCGUGAUCGCCGGCGACAAUUCCUUCACUCCGAGAGGGAGUGAGGGACCUGCCGCCCCCAAAUUGCCGCACGUGCCGCCCCUCUCCCUUGGCCGCCCCAAGCAGCUGCUUGUUAAGCUGGUGCCUGGAGCCGGCCCUGCUCAGGGCCCCAACCCCAGCUCCUCCAUGAACGUGCAGGAGAUCCUCUCCUCCAUCAUGGGCGGGCCCAACAACCACAAGACGGAGGAGCUAAUGAAGCAGCCGGAUUACUCGGACAAGAUCAAACACUUUCUUGGCAACCUCCAGCCACAGCCCCUGGGGCCCUCAGGAGUGCCCCACGGGCUGCUGGGCCCAGGGCUCCUCGCCAAUGGAUUCCUGCCUGGACCAAAGAACAUGCAGCAUUUCCCUCCUGAGGGGCCAGGACCCAUGCCUGGUCCCCAUGGUGGCCCUGGGGGUCCCAACAUGCCCCCAGGUCCCGGCAUGCCUGGUGGGCCCAGGAUGAUGGGCCCUCUCUCUCCCCAGCAAGGCGAGUUCUGGGAUCCCCCUGAUGGCGGAAUGCGAGGAAACCCCCAGGGGGGUAUGCAAGGGGGUGGCCCCGGCCCAGGGCCCGGCCCAGGCCCUUUCCACCGGGGGCGAGGUGGGGAGCCCCCCUUCCGGAGUCAUGAUGGAGGCCACGGAAGAGACAUGUCGAGCCGCCCCUUGUGUCGCCACUUCAAGUUGAAAGGCAGCUGCAGGUACGAGAACAACUGUGCCUUCUACCAUCCCGGAGUGAACGGGCCGCCCCUGCCGUAG
This is a messenger RNA of Emys orbicularis (European pond turtle), 2535 nucleotides long. Its product is annotated as serine/threonine-protein phosphatase 1 regulatory subunit 10-like. NCBI's taxonomy places the organism in Eukaryota, Metazoa, Chordata, Testudines, Emydidae. The record is from RefSeq and is a predicted model, not a curated record. Gene Ontology annotation, cellular component: chromatin; PTW/PP1 phosphatase complex. Gene Ontology annotation, biological process: regulation of DNA-templated transcription. Gene Ontology annotation, molecular function: metal ion binding; protein phosphatase 1 binding.